UUCAAAGAUCGAGCGAGAGAGCGAGCUCCUCAAUCACGUUUGGGGGGCACUGGGUCCCCCCCCAUUUUUGUUUUGAUGGAUAGACUCGGAAAUACCUCCAGCUGUUCUCCUGGGCGCACCACGUUCCGUUGCAGAUCUCCUUGAGACUUCCCCUCUCGUUAUUAUUCUUCUAUUAUUUUAUUUUUACCUGCUUCAAGACUUUUUUUUUAAUUUCCAGAUGUUAGUCCACACUUACUCCGCCAUGGACCGGCACGAUGGCGUGCCCAGCCACAGCUCCCGGCUCUCCCAGCUGGGCUCGGUCUCGCAGGGACCUUACUCCAGCGCCCCUCCGCUGUCUCACACCCCGUCCUCGGAUUUCCAGCCACCCUACUUCCCGCCACCCUACCAGCCUCUUCCUUACCACCAAAGCCAGGACCCUUACUCCCAUGUCAAUGACCCCUACUCCCUGAACCCUCUGCACCAGCCCCAGCAGCACCCUUGGGGACAAAGGCAGAGGCAAGAGGUGGGCUCCGAAGCCGGCUCGCUGCUGCCCCAGCCUCGCGCUUCUCUGCCGCAGCUCUCGGGACUGGACCCCCGGAGGGACUACCACUCGGUCAGGCGGCCAGACGUCCUGCUCCACUCGGCCCAUCAUGGCCUGGAUUCCGGCAUGGGCGACGCGCUCUCUCUCCACGGCAUCGGGCACCCCGGCAUGGAGGACGUGCAGUCAGUAGAAGAUGCCAAUAACAGCGGCAUGAACUUGUUGGACCAGUCUGUCAUCAAAAAAGCCCGAUCCUAUGCUUGCUUACUCGGAAGUAAGUCCCAGUGUGUUCAACGGCGCUUACUCCCAGUUCCAGUUCCUCCAAAAUCGGUCACUUCCCUGAUGAUGAACAAAGAUGGCUUCCUCGGUGGUAUGUCUGUGAAUACAGGUGAAGUGUUUUGCUCCGUGCCUGGGCGGCUGUCCUUGCUCAGUUCAACUUCCAAGUACAAAGUAACUGUUGGAGAAGUUCAAAGGCGCCUCUCGCCUCCAGAAUGCUUGAACGCCUCACUCCUUGGAGGAGUACUUAGAAGGUCAGUAUUGUCUACACUGACUGGCAGCGGCUCUCCGGGGUUUCAGACAGUGGGCUUUCCCAGCCCUACCUGGAGAUGCCAGGGAUUGAACCUGGGACCUUCUGCAUGCAAAGCAGAUGCUCUACCACUGAGCUACAGCCCCUCCCCCUCCAAUGGAGAUACAAGAGCCAAAUCGAAAAACGGGGGCAGAUCGUUGCGAGAGAGGCUAGAAAAAAUCGGUUUGAAUUUACCCGCCGGCAGGCGCAAAGCGGCAAAUGUCACUUUACUCACCUCCCUGGUGGAAGGAGAAGCUGUACAUUUAGCUCGGGAUUUUGGAUACAUCUGUGAAACUGAGUUCCCAGCCAAAGCGGUUUCCGAGUACCUGAACAGACAGCACACAGAUCCCACUGAUCUCCACUCCAGGAAGAAUAUGCUGCUUGCCACAAAGCAACUUUGUAAAGAAUUCACAGAUCUCUUGGCCCAGGACAGGACGCCCAUUGGCAAUAGCAGGCCCAGCCCCAUUUUGGAACCAGGGAUUCAGAGCUGCUUGACUCACUUCAGCCUCAUCACCCACGGCUUUGGCUCCCCAGCCAUAUGCGCUGCCCUGACUGCUCUCCAGAACUACCUGACUGAAGCUCUCAAAGGCAUGGACAAGAUGUUCUUGAACAACAACUCUGCUAACAGGCACACUUCUGGGGAAGGACCAGGUAGUAAAACUGGAGACAAGGAAGAGAAGCACAGAAAAUGAAAAAAAAAAUGAAGCUAAUGAAAUUAGGAAAAAAAUUUAAAGGAAAAGCAGAGAGAGAGAGAGAGAGAAAUCUUUUUAAAAAACAUUUUAAUUUUAGCUUUAAAGAUAUUGGAUUGGGCUUUGGAAGAAUUAUACUAGAUAGGUCACACCCGCAAAGAUUUUUUAACAAAGGAAAAAUAAGGUCAGAGGCGCACAAUGGAACAGGAACAGUGGCUCAAUGGCUUUUGCAAAGGAACUUUUGAAGACAACUUCCAGGAGUUUCCACUUCUGUCCUCCCACAGUCUUUUUUUAUGAUUGAGGGGAGUGGGGUUGAAAAAUAACCCAAAUAAUAAUAGGUGAAAGCAAUCAAUAACUGAUUGGAAGAACUGUGUUGAUAAUGUUGAUAUGUUGGCCAAGAUACAUAGUCUGUUUUUGUUUCUUUUCUUUUUCUUUUUUUUUUUUUAAAUGUUGCUAUCUAAAGUAGAAAAAGCAAAAACCUUUUAAGGGGAAGGAUUUAUUUUAUAUUUAAAGGUUGAGUUCAGAGUGAAGUUUCCUGCUUUCCUCUUCAAUCAACUGUAGCCCCUUAAUUUGUAUGACACCUUGCCAUUGCCACUCUGUGUCAGAAUAGCUAGACCCAAACUCUUCCAAUAGUCUCUGAAGGUUGCUUAACAGAGGGAAAUGGGGAAAAAACCAAAUCUACUCUCUGGGUCUGUCUAGACUAGGUGCCAUUGAGGAGAAGGACAAACCCACUGUAUGCCCAGAUAACUGGCCGAGGUUGUGAGUUUCAAACCAUGCUAGCUAACUAGGCUGGUACUGAGUGCUCCAAAGUCAAUAUAGACUAUUUGCUUAAAUUUUCAAUAUUUACUGAAAACUAGUUAUUUAGCAUAUUUGAUCCUCAGUGUCUGAGUCUGCAGUUUCCAAUUAUCACUGGCUGUAAGAGUGUGCAGAGUUUUCACAUUAGGUCUAAUGCUGACAAUACCAGCAGAAUCUACCCUUCCAGUAGAGUGUCUGGAAUAUUAUACUGGAAUUUCUUCCAUGGAGAAAUACAUGUGAAAAAUGUUAAGCAAGUAUGCAGAAGGUGUAAAGAGAAGAAGAAAAGGCUCCAUAUUAGCCUGCUUGAGAGCUGAAGAUGUGGGCGGGGGGACCAUAAAUACCUGCAUACAUGUUGCUAUCAGAUGCAACUUUUUCAUGUGUAUUUCUUCCCUGAGGAGGACAAAUGUUCCAUCAGAACUGAUCCCAUAUUUGAAACUAGUACGACCUAUUUUCAAGGCAGUUGGCCCAGCCUGACCAUCCCCGGGGGGUGCAGAACUUCUGAUGUACUCAUGGAGCUAACUCUUGGGAGGGGACAACUCAAAUCACCAAGAUGCAGAUGGAGGUGUUCUACUGAAGUGACUAGAAAAGCCCAGUUCUGUAGGAGCUUAAUGUGUGCAUUGGGAAUGCACAUGGGACUCUAGGACUGAGAUGCCAAUCUGCUAAUUCUUGCUCAGAAUUUAUGUGAUCCAAAUUGCCAACAAAUGCUGUUCUCUCCCUUUUAACACGUCUCAGAUCACUCACACACAAACUCCAUGCACUUAUUCUUCCUUUCCUUUUUCGUUUUCUUUUUUUCUUUUAAAGAAGUGUUAGUAACAGGAAUGUCUUGAUGAGUAUGUAAUUUCCUUCUCAGGAAUAUGCACCCUUUUUAUUUUCUUCUGUUUCCCAAAGCUUUGCCCGCUUGGCUUAUGAGCUUCUUCAAAGAGGACUAGAACUCCCUACACAUUUCAUCAGGUACAGAGAUGAAAAUCCACAAUUGUGACACUUUUUCCUUUUCAAAUCAAAGCCAGUUGUUUUGGAAUUCUGCAGGUGUACUUCUUUAAAGAAGCUCAAAGGGAAUAGAUUAAACAAGGCAAAGGUAACUGAAUGGGUGGUGUAAGACUGAGAGGCAAAUGCUGUUUUCUCCAAUAUAUAGAAAAAUGCUUUGGGGAGGGUCAGUAGUAUUUAAUGCACAGAAUAAAGCAGGUUUGCUAAGUGUUUAGAGGGGAACGGGUGGGACUGAAGGAAAAGAGAACUGUGAUUUCUAAGUCAGGAUCUCAUUUUAAGGAAAUCUGUUUUCUCCAGAUUAUAAAUGGAGUUUUGCAGCUUUUGACUUGGAAGGCAAAGAGCAAGUCAUUUGCGGGGUGGGGGUGAGAAAUCAAUCAACUUCCAGGCAUAUACAUAAAAUAAGUGCAUUACAGUAUAUUUUAUAAAUGAGGUUUUCAAAAUGUCUUUAUCUCCUUCUUUGGAAUCAUGCUUAAGUGCAAGAAGAUGAAUUUCACCCUGCAUGUUAUCAGCUUGGAAAAAUGUUGUUGACUUUACAGUGGCUAUAGAGUUUCAUGCAUUUGGAAAAAAUCAUUUCCCUUUUGUCAAAACAGCUUAUGUCUCUGCAUCAUUUUGGCCUAAUAUACUGAAUUCAUUCUAGAUAAUAGGAUAGAGAUACUUUAAGUCUGCUAUCUUGAUCCUAUACACAUACAUGGUUGCAGGUACCAUUAAUGUUGGUGGAACUUAAUUCCACUUAAGGAUGCUUAAUGACUUGAGUCCAUGGCCAUUCAUUUCACUGGGAUCAACUUUGCCCUUGGAAUUCAGUUUGCAAACACAGUUUAGAUCUUUGCAGCUUUCAGUAAGAAGAGUGCAUAUAGUGUAAACAGAGGCGCUCUUACCUCUAGACUUUGGGGCCAAAGUCCAGGGCCUCCACACCCCCUGGGGGUCCCCCAAAUCCUCUUUAGUUUGUCCUGGGUGGUGUGGUUUGUGACCUCAAUAACCUACAUGUUGAAAAAUGAUGCUUAACUUGCAGC
This is a messenger RNA of Hemicordylus capensis (graceful crag lizard), 4560 nucleotides long. It is a transcript of the gene TFAP2B, whose product is annotated as transcription factor AP-2 beta. NCBI's taxonomy places the organism in Eukaryota, Metazoa, Chordata, Lepidosauria, Squamata, Cordylidae. Bases 218 to 1774 code for a protein of 518 amino acids. The transcript has 9 exons. Gene Ontology annotation, molecular function: RNA polymerase II transcription regulatory region sequence-specific DNA binding; DNA-binding transcription factor activity, RNA polymerase II-specific. The record is from RefSeq and is a predicted model, not a curated record. Gene Ontology annotation, cellular component: nucleus. Gene Ontology annotation, biological process: regulation of cell population proliferation; anatomical structure development; regulation of transcription by RNA polymerase II.